CAAACAUACACACACUCUCUUUCUCUCUCUCUCUCUCUCUUUCUCUCUGAUCGUUCCCUUAAAAACCAAAGAAACCCAAUAUUUAAAACUCAAAGACAUUGAUCCUCGUAGACUGUCUUUGGUCUUGCAGAGUUUCAACUCUCUCUCUCUCUCUUCCCAAACCACUUCAAUUCCCCUAUCACUUCAAUUGAUUCUUUAGCUUUUACUUUCAUGGAGAACGGCUUCUCUUCUCCUCGGAGCGAAUCCUUCCCGGCCGGUCUCCGCGUUCUCGUUGUUGAUGAUGAUCCAACAUGGCUCAAAAUUCUUGAAAAGAUGCUCAAGAAGUGUGCUUAUGAUGUGACUACAUGUCAUUUAGCACGUGAGGCUCUGAACCUUCUUCGGGAGAGGAAGGAUGGCUAUGACAUCGUAAUCAGCGAUGUUAACAUGCCUGACAUGGAUGGAUUCAAACUUCUUGAGCAUGUUGGACUGGAAAUGGAUCUUCCAGUGAUUAUGAUGUCUGUAGACGGCGAAACGAGCAAGGUCAUGAAAGGAGUUCAGCACGGCGCAUGUGAUUAUCUCCUCAAGCCGAUAAGAAUGAAGGAACUCCGCAAUAUAUGGCAGCAUGUUUUCAGAAAGAAGAUACAUGAAAUCAGGGAUAUCGAACAUGAAAACAUAGACAUUAUUCAAAUGUCUAGAAAUGGAUCAGAUUUGUCUGAUGAUGGGCACAUGUAUUGUGGGGAAGAUUACAACUCUAAGAAACGAAAAGAUUUUGACAAGAAUGAUGACAAGGAUUUCGGUGAUCAUUCUACAAAGAAACAUAGAGUAGUUUGGUCGGUUGAUCUUCACCAGAAAUUUGUCAAAGCUGUGAACCAGAUUGGGUUUGAUAAAGUUGGCCCCAAAAAGAUACUCGAUUUGAUGAAUGUGCCAUGGUUGACUAGAGAAAAUGUUGCUAGUCACUUACAGAAGUACCGCCUCUACUUGAGUAGAUUACAAAAGGAAAAUGAUUUGAAAGCUUCUUUUGGUGGCAUAAAGCAUUCAGAUUUUCCUCCAAAGGAUCCUGCAGCAAGUUACGGACAUCAGAGUUCAAUCAGCUUGAACCAAAAUGAUGUUGCAAAUGGUUACCAGUUUUGUGGCAGUAACUUCAUUGCUCAGGAUGCUGAUACCAAAAAUCCUGAAGGUGAUCUCAAAAUUGUUUCAGAGAUGACAGAGAUCAAAAGAACGUUGACCGCUGAUGUUAGUGAUCCGCAGAAAGCAAGGAGUUCACAGAGCUUCGGUCAUUCUUUUGCAUCACUGGAAACCGAAGCAAGCUAUCCAGCAUUUGAUUCUACCAACCCACCGGAGUUCUCUUGGAGUGAAAAUACCGAAACUCAAGUCAAGAAAGAACUUAAGCCACAUCUUCAGUUGGAGGAUGGCUACAGUCAGCUACCACCACAUGGUCCACAGCAUCAGAUCCAAAUGAAUCAAUUACAGUCAGAUCCAGCAGUUACUUCUGUAGUUUCUUUGACAGGAAGAGACAUAAGUGGCUCUAUCGAAAUUAAGCCUUUGUUCACUGAGUUCAAGAGCAAGCAUGUGAGCCAUGUCAGUCCAACAGAAAGUGCAAUUGACACAUUUCCCGUUCAAACCAAGAGCCAAUUAAUAAAUCAUCAAUCUUUUGAGCCCAUUUCCACUGUGAUUUCAAGCACGAAACCACAGGGCUUCAAUCUGAGCAUUACUGACUUAGAGUCUAGCCAAAGAAACCUGACAUCAGCGAGUGACCCAAAUUUUGCACCAAUCAAUGAGGACUUAACCGUCUGGCUUCAAGGUGAUUAUUAUAGUAUGAAUUUUGGACAGAGUAUAGAUUAUAUUGACUACGAUGAUCCGGGCUUCCUGGCUGAAGUUCCAUUCUACUUGUAUGACCCACUUACUGCUGACUUCCAGUGUCCUAUCGACUCAACAACAGAAUGUCCAAUUGUUGAUCAAGGUCUAUUUAUAGCUUGACCGUGCUCUGCAGCUCUGCACCUUCUUGCAGGAAGAGAGGUUUGGGAUAUUAUUUCCUGACCACUUUGGACUUGGAUGUUUUAAUUUGUAUAAUAGGAGUGUUUUCAAACUUUUAGCAUAAUAAGUUUGCUUGUCGAAGUUUAGUUCUUGACAUGGGACAUGCAUUAAUAGUGUUUUGUGUGUUUGUAGAAAACAA
Molecule: messenger RNA, 2152 nt
Organism: Quercus robur (English oak)
Lineage: Eukaryota; Viridiplantae; Streptophyta; Magnoliopsida; Fagales; Fagaceae
Product: two-component response regulator ARR11
Exons: 5
Coding region: 211-1956 (581 amino acids)
Biological process (GO): cytokinin-activated signaling pathway; phosphorelay signal transduction system
Molecular function (GO): DNA binding
Source: RefSeq, a predicted model, not a curated record